AUGCCCGCAGUCAACUCUGGCCUUGUCCUUGUCACGGGCGCUUCGGGCUUUGUCGGCACCUAUGCCGUCAAGGCUCUCCUUGACGCCGGCUUUUCGGUCCGCGGCACAGUCCGCUCGGCUCAGAAGGGCGAGCACCUCAAAGAGCUCAGUCCCAAGGCCUCUUACGUCAUCGUCGAGGACAUGAGCAAAACCGGCGCCUACGAUGAGGCUGUUGUCGGUGUCGAUGCCGUCGUGCACGUAGCCUCUCCCCUCGACACGACCAACGAGGGCGACCCCAACAACGUCAUUGGUCCUGCCGUUGCGGGAGUGACAGGCAUCCUCCACUCCCUCGAGAAGAACAAUCCCAAGGCCAAGCGUAUCGUGGACAUUAGCUCCGUCGCUGCCGUUGGGCGCGCAGGCGUUGCCGGUCCAGGGAAGAGGACGGAGGCCGACUGGAACAACGAGAUUGUGGAUCUCUGUGACAAGCUCGGCGCAGCUGCUCCUGGAGGCGCCAAGUAUUCAGCGUCCAAGACUGUAGCAGAGAAGGCGUUUUGGUCUUUCUUGGAGGAGAAGAAGCCUGCGUUUGACGGCGUCGUGCUCAACCCCGGUCUCAUCUUUGGUCCUCCUACCCAGUUCACCGCCGCUGGCGGUGCUAUUGUCGGCUCCAACGCGUCUGCUCUCCCGUUCAUGCGCCCUGGCGUGCCAACUGCGACUCUUGAGCAGCCCACUGUCGACAUUGUCGAUGUCCGCGAUGUCGCUGCUGCAAUCGUCGCUGGUGUGACCACUCCCGCUGCGGGGGGUGAGCGCUUCAUUAUCGCAGCGGCGCCGCUCUUCUACAACGACUUUGCCGUCGCUGCCGCCCAAGUCCUGCCGGAGGCAGGCGUCAAUGCCAACGCUGACCCGGCUUACCGCGCCGGCCUAGUCGCAAAGGCAAUGGUCUUCGACGGCUCCAAGGCCACACGCGUUCUGGGGCUCAACUACCGCGACAAGGACGCCACGCUUCUGGAGACAGUCCAGGCCCUAUCCGCCAAGCAAAAGGCAUCAGUGUAG
This is a messenger RNA of Apiotrichum porosum, 1029 nucleotides long. RefSeq names its product methylglyoxal reductase (NADPH-dependent) gre2. Lineage: Eukaryota; Fungi; Basidiomycota; Tremellomycetes; Trichosporonales; Trichosporonaceae. The transcript has 6 exons. The record is from RefSeq and is a predicted model, not a curated record. Bases 1 to 1029 code for a protein of 342 amino acids. Gene Ontology annotation, molecular function: oxidoreductase activity, acting on the CH-OH group of donors, NAD or NADP as acceptor.